AAGCGCUUCCUCCUCCCAUCAGUUAUUGUCUGUCCUUCGUAGUGGAUAUCACAGGACAAUGGUCACGGAGAAACAUGACUUAAUAUGCCUUCAAUGCCAGCAGUUGUACACGAAGAAAGAAAGAUGUCCACGAAGGCUUCUCUGCGGACACACGCUGUGUACAUCAUGUCUGGCACAUCUGAUUGCAACACAGAGCUGCAAAUGUCCUACAUGCUCCAGACCAUUCUUGGCUAGAACAGAGACACAGUUACCUACAGACUUCACAAUUUAUAAGAGACUUUCAUUUUCGAAUAAUGAAAAUGUUACAGCUCAAUUAGCACCUAUUCGAGGCAUUAGGAAUGCAGAACAAUUGGAUUCCAUGUCACCUAAGGAUCAGGAAACCAAUGAUAUUCCCCCCCAUGUAAACCAGAAAAAGGUAUCAGGUUACUCAAAGGCAGAAUCUGAUCAGUCAGAUUCAAAAUCCUAUUCUAAUCUGCUUUCUCCUAAACCUUUUAAGCAUCAGUUACCUCUCAUUGGUAAUACGCCAAGCACGGAUCGAAGCUUUAAAAAUACUGAAGGCUUUGCAGCUAAGGAUGUAGUUGAUGUGCCAAGACAAGUAAUACCUGCAAAUGUAAUAACACAACAAGACAUUCAAUCAAUACCACCACCAUCACCUGUCAUGAGACCACUAACUCCAAGUGUAUCUCCAAGAUCAUUUACAUCUACACUUAAUUCACAUGAAGCACAACAGUUGCCAAAAACUAAAUUAAGUCAUUACCAUCCAGCUAAAGUGAGCACACUUCCCACAUUACAUGAAAUUCCAGAAACUUCUACUAUGACCUCCACCCCAAUACCCAAAUUCAGAUCCAUCGAGCAAAUAAGAAAGGAUCUACAAGACAACAAGCACAGGUUCCCACAGAAUAUUCCAAAGCCAAUGAAAAGGUCAUCAAUUACAUCUGAAUCUCUCGUAGAGCCUAAAAAUGCAAGGGCCAAGCCAUCAAUGAAAACAUACGCAAGGGGUAUGUUGCUGUCUGAACAUUCCUCUGAGAAUGAGUCAAAAGGUAUUUCUUCACAUCAAAAUACUUAUGGUACUGAUGACCCAGACCAUGCAAAACUACCGGAUGCAACAAAAAGCAAGGCUCAUAAAGAUAAAGUUCAGCAGGCUCAAGAUUCCACUUUAUUAAAAUUUAAAUCUAACAGUAAUCUAACACAUGUGGUAUCUAAUUCUGAUAACACAGUAAAUAAGAUAAAGCCUGGAAUACCUACUGAUCAAGAACAUACGAAUAUUUCAACAAUUCCAGACCAUAUAAAUGGAAAAUAUGAAAGACCCAUUGAAUCUAAAAGUGCAUCACCAUCAUUAACCAGUGGGGCUGGCUCUUUAGCUGGAGGAGAGGGUAAAUACUCAGCGUCCUUGAAGCCAAUGUCAACUAGUUCACCAUUAUACACGAUAUCCUCAGUAACACGUCAUGAAUCCUUACAAAAGACACUCGGAGAACAAAUGACAAAGAAAGGAUUGCUUAAGAGACAGGCACCCAUUCCCGGUGUAAAUGGUAUGGGUACUCCACAUUCUACCCCACCAUCAAUUAAAGAUAAAGAAAAACCAUCAAGCACACCAAAAGAAGCAAAUAUGUAUUACUACUUACAAGUGAAAUCAAAACGAAAAGCACCUAGUCCUUACCAAGAUGCAAGUGGGCGGCAAACAUAUCCACCAUUAGCCAACAAAUCACAAAACUCAGUUCCAAAGUUGCAGUCACCCGUUAUCUCAGCAGGUAUUAACAAAUCAAACACCAAGCGAAGAGCACCAGUCCCUGAUCCAUUACGAAUUGGAGAACAGAAAGUGUCAAUCGCUAUGCAGACAUCUCUUCAAAGUGAAGUACCAAAAUUUCUGAAUCAUUUGUCAACCUUGAGUAACAUCCAGCAUCCUGAUGUAAAGAAAGCUCAAAUACAAUAUGAACGGCGACCCCCUACACCUCCCUCUCCUUCAGAUAUGCCAGCUUCUUCUUCUGAAGACCAUAGUGAAAGAAAAAUGAAUGACAUCAGCUCAACCACAGCAAUAAACUCUAAUAUUGUUGAAAAUCAGGAUAAAACGUCAACUCAACCUGUAAGUGAUACUCAUGUUGAAUUUAAGAAAGGUAAUGGUGAAGAAAACAAUCUGACAUGUAAAUCUGAAGAAAAACAGAAUAGUGUGGCAAGAAUAGAAGGGAAUUAUCCAAAAGAGGGUCACAAAAACCUAUACCCUUCAAUUCUGACCAAGGAAUGCUCAAAGUCCCCAACACAUUUCACUGCAAACUCUCCUGUAAAGGGAGAGAAAAAUUCAGUUGACCAUAUGGAGUCUUCUCGCGCUUUGUAUUUAAGCAAAAUCCAUUCGGGAGAGUUACAAAUUGGAAGCGUAUCAAGUAGAGAGGACAGACCUUCUGAAGAUCUGCAGAGGGAAGAACCCAAUGUAAAGGAACACGAACACUUGAUGAAAAAGCAUCCCAAGAAAGAAAAUGCGGAGCAGAAUGAUUGCCCUAAAGGGGUUAUCAAGUCCACAGUUUCGGUAACUGAAGGACACGUGUCUAACAGAGAUACCAGAGCAAGUAGGAUACACAAUAGAUCUUUAGCAAUGCCACAGAGUGAAGCGAAAAUAUGCGUGAAACCUCCAAAUUCAGAUACACAGUCAUCCAAAGAUUCAGAUUCUAAUAUGGCAGCAGACACAAAAGCAAAUGAAAAUUCUUCACAAUUACAGAAAUCAAGAACUAAAGGAAGAUACAAGUCGCCAUAUUUAUUAGAGAGAACUUCAUUCAGGAACCAAGAGACUCUAAUGACGAUGCCAUUAAGCAAAUCUAAUGACUCAUAUCCCAACGAAAAAAAAUCUACCACAGACGAAGAUGACAAUGAAAUAGCCCAGGGGAGUAGGCGAGAUUACUUGAACGAACCUACAUUGCAAAAGGUUACAGGGAAUCCAAAUCCAAAAACUUUAGAUGCAGAUAACAAAGCGCACAAGGAGAAAAGUGAAAGGAGCAAAAUAAAAAUUUCAGACAAAAACUCAAAUUCAAAUAUUCCUUCCGAAGGAAGUCCAGCAAAGGGGAAUGAAUAUUCCCAAUAUGUAACAAGGAAACAAGCGAAUAUCUGCAUAGCAAAAGUUCUUCGGCAUGAACAUUCAGUUCUUUCAUCAGAUGAAAGUGUACCAGAUAUCGCGACUGAACAAGAAUCCUUUAGUAAACUUAAGCAUAAUACCUCAGAUAAAAAAGCAACACUAGGAAAACCACAGGACAACAACCCAACAGCUAAGUAUUCUUAUGGAAAUGAGUCCUGUGUUCCCCUCAUCAAAUAUAAACAAAUUCUAGUUAAGAGCAAAAAUAAAGACAAUGAGGAGGUCUCCAGUUCGGAAUGUAUAACUAAAUAUGGAUAUCAUAAAGAGUCGUGUAUUCCGCUUAUCAGAUAUGACCCAAUAAAGAAGGAUAACAGUUCCAAGUCUAAAAACCAACAACGUGAAAACAGAGAGAAGCUGCCAAGCAAAAAUUCUGAUAAAAGGGAAAGAACUAAUGCUCUGAACCCGAUAUCAUCCCAGCACAAGGGAAGGUUAACUUCACAUUACAAAGAACAAAAUCCUUCCAUUUCAGAAAACUCAGAAGAAUUUUCCACGGACGUUACUAAAUCCGUUAGUGAAACAGAAUCUGGUGAUUUAAGUGGAAGUGAAAAAGCUUGUAUACAAGAAUAUGAACGAAAACGAGAAAUGGCACAAGGAAAAUCAAAAUCUUAUCCAAAAGUUAAUACAGAAACGCAUACUUCAAAAAUAAUGAAGUCGUUCAACUACGGGAAUGACAUAAAGGGCUUCAAAAGCCAUAGGGCGGAGGCUCAAGUAGGGAAACCCAAGACAAAAUGUAAACAUACCAGUGAUGAUCGUGAUGUAAGUGACAAUGGUAGGAAACAUCGAAGAGCUAAGACAGAUACUGUCUUUAGGAAAUCUCGUAUGACUGCUCAAGAGAUGGGUUGUAGCACAUUAUCAGAAUAUGAAGGAAUUUCUCAAAGUGACUCAGAAGUAUCUCCUAAGAUUUUCAGACAUAAAACAAGUAGGAUCAGCCGGUCAAAAUCAAGUGAUGAAUUAUUGGCGAGUCGUAAAGACUACAAAACUGAAAAAAGUGCCACAAGAAAGUUGAGAGGCAAGUCUUCAGUCCCAAGAGAGAGAAAGGACAGUGGUGGUAGCAAGAGUUCAUAUUACUAUGAGAAAAAACACAAGAAAAUGUCCCCAGCAUCCAAGUCAGCUGAAUGCAGUGAAUCAGAAUCAAGCGAUAUUGAUGCAAAGCUACAAAGGGCUCGCCAAAGAGUACGAGACGCUAUGAAUGACGAAAUUGUUACAAAAAGAAGUCAUUUACCAGUCAAAGGUAAAACUAUGGAGAAAAGUAAAAAUAAUAGAAUGAAAUAUAACAAAUACUCCAGCGAAGACUCCACAGCAAGAAGCAGCAGAAAACUUAAGAGGUGUGUAAGUGACAAAGAAAGACUUAGGAGGCAAAAUCAAAGAAUGGUUGAUUUACCAUUAACUGCUUUCGAAUAUGAUGAAAGAUUACCUAUGAGAUUCUAUGCCCGAAAAAAAGAAUCUGAAUAUACUGAUCAAAGACUUUCUAGUGACAGAAGGGCAAACAAACACUCAGAAAAAAGGAAAGGAAAAGACCAAAAAUCCAGAUAUUUACUUUCAGACGAUGACAGUCAUAGUACAAGUACCAGCCCUUUGAGGCUAACUACUUUAACUAUAAAUGAUGAUUCAGAUCACAUCAUGCCUAAAUCUAAAAUAGAUACAAGCCCAGAGAGUCACCCCAAAUUAUCAGGUUAUAGAACUCUUCAUGAUGACAAAUCUGAAACAAGUGAAGACUUUCCUGAAGACAUUUAUGAAGCUUUUCCAUCACACACCGAAGAAAGGAAAACAAGAAAUAUGUCAUCAUCGACACUCAGCUCUAGAACAAGUCGAUGGGACGAAAGCGAUCAGGACCAAACAAAUGGUUUUCUUUUGAGAAGACCUUUAACGCUAACGGAUUCACAGUUUACACCAAGCUUCAACUACAGACCAUCAUCUCAGCUCCUUUCAGCAAACCGCACUUUGAUUAAUACAGAGCAUGAAAACCCUGAAAAUGAAAUAGUCACGGAAAAGUACAAAUCUAAGCCUCAACCUCCACAGUCAAAGGAAGUUGUCAAAGCAGGCAUCGGACAAUGCAAAACACAUGGUUUUUUACUCGAUCUCUAUUGCAAGACGUGUGAAGUGUGGAUUUGCAAUGAAUGUCUUGACCUUGUUCAUCGACCCCCGCCAAUGGGAAGCUGCGUUGCAGAAUCAGCAGAUCAAGCAGUGGACAACAUGAAGAUCUGCCAUGCCGGGCUCUUUGACACAAAAUUGGCCACGCUGGACCACUUCAAGAGCGAUCUCACGAGACUGCUGGAGAGCUGUGACAAUGGCAUCAAGGAGCACGAGACGAGCAUCGCUCAGCUAUCAUCCCGAGUGCUGAGCGAAGAAAUGAUCAUUCAUGGGAUUAAAAACAUGCGAUCCUUGGUGAUGCAGAAGUGGAAACAAAUAGACACGUGGGAAGAUGUGCUGGAAGCAAACGCUCGUCGAAUUGACCAGUCAUCAUCAGCUAGGGAGAUGGAGGAAGCCGUUCAGAAGAACCACAGUGCCAUUGUAUUAAACGUUAUGUCAGGGGCUGCAUCUAAUGAUGUUUCCAAGACAGCAAUAAAUCCCUCUCAUAUUUGGUAAAAAAAUAAAAAUAACAACUCCUCAUAUAUGGUUAAAAAAGAAACAUUCAGUAACUUUGGAAACUACCAUUUCUCAGUGGGUUUAAUUUCUGUAACAAGGUAUCUGAUUUUGGUAUAAAUUAGCAUACAAUAUAUUUUCCUUAUGUUAUAAAAUAUAUAAAAUACCAAAGCCUCAUAACCAGAUUUAAAGCACAAAUGAGCUGUAAAUUGAUAGAUUAAAAUUAAAUAAAUCGUUAUGACGACAAUUUGAUAAUCAGCUUUGAAAGUAAUUUUAAUGAAAAUAUCAAAUUUGGCAGAGCUGAAACCUAUAAUAUAUUCAACUUACACAAAAGCACUCACAUAAACACACACACAAAAUAUAUAUAUAUAUAUAUUAU
Molecule: messenger RNA, 6077 nt
Organism: Macrobrachium nipponense
Lineage: Eukaryota; Metazoa; Arthropoda; Malacostraca; Decapoda; Palaemonidae
Exons: 2
Coding region: 59-5701 (1880 amino acids)
Molecular function (GO): zinc ion binding
Source: RefSeq, a predicted model, not a curated record